Messenger RNA from Aspergillus luchuensis, 732 nucleotides. RefSeq names its product golgi SNAP receptor complex member 2 family protein (gene BOS1). The record is from RefSeq and is a predicted model, not a curated record. Bases 1 to 732 code for a protein of 243 amino acids. Gene Ontology annotation, molecular function: SNARE binding; SNAP receptor activity. Gene Ontology annotation, cellular component: SNARE complex; late endosome membrane; endoplasmic reticulum membrane. The transcript has 4 exons. Gene Ontology annotation, biological process: endoplasmic reticulum to Golgi vesicle-mediated transport; vesicle fusion. Lineage: Eukaryota; Fungi; Ascomycota; Eurotiomycetes; Eurotiales; Aspergillaceae.
AUGAAUUCCCUCUUCAAUUCCGCCCUCAAGCAGUCAUCUGCUAUCCGCCGUGACCUGGACACAUUCUCCCAAUCGCCAGCUACCUCAUCUGCCGCACUACAAGGACAAAUCGCUGCUUCGCUAGCAUCGCUAUCACGCACCGUUGAUGACUAUUCUGCCCUGUCCAAGAAGGAAUUGAUUCCAGAGAAGCAAGAGAAGGCAUUCGAACGAGUCAAGAAUUUCCGAUCAGAACUGGCAGAUUACCGGCAACACUUUGAUCGACUACGGAAAGAACGGGAGGAAGCUCAAUCCGUCACCAACCGCAACGAGCUCCUCGGUCGACGCCCUCAUCACACAGCUACACCGGAGAACCCAUAUGCCCAAUCAUCCCUCCCUCAGUCCUCCGCGUUCGCUCCUUCCUCAUCACGAUCGGGACUCAGCUUUGGAGCUUCGCCGGCCGACUACAACCGGGAAACACAUGCGCUUCGUGAACAAAGCUUCCUAGCGAGCACCAACACCCAGAUCGACGAGUUUCUUGAUCGGGGUCGUGCUGUGCUGGCGGAUUUGGGACAACAGCGUGAAGUGCUGAAAGGCACGCAGCGUCGACUAUACAGCGUUGCGAACACACUGGGUGUCAGCGGCGACACAAUCCGCAGGGUUGAGCGUCGCGCAAGACAAGACAAGUGGAUCUUCUGGGGCGGAGUGGUGCUAUUCUUCCUGUUCUGUUGGGCUGUCCUGCACUUCUUGCGAUAG